GAAGGACAAUGAAUCAAAUUCAAUCUUUGCUCAAUGAUUGCCUCAUCAAAACAAAACAUGUGGAACAUGCGGCCAUCAUCAAAUUAAAGGACGAGAUUGUGUGGGCAUCAACCCUUGGCUUUAAUCUGCAGCCACAGUAUGCCUUACUCCUCAGCUCUGCUUUCUUCAAGAACUUAUUACAUGUCAGAAGGGAAGGACUUUACUUCAAGGAGAAGCAUUAUAAAUGUGUCCGAGCAGAUGAGUGCUCCAUCUAUCUUAAAAAUGAGGACAGAGGUCUGAUAGCAGUGAAAACAGAUUCAUACAUCCUGGUUGCUACUUACUCUGAGGGCAUGUAUCCCAGCGUGUGUGUGGAAGCUGUAGAGAAACUGGUACAUUCCAGUGUUGAUUUGAAGUGGAGCAUCUCCAUUACAGCAAAUAUUAAAAGAGAAAAUGUCUUCUAUUUGUUUUUUUUCCCCUUAGCGAACUAUUUUAGAGAUAAGGAAAACUGAAUCUGCAAACAACUUAAAAUUGAUCAAGCGUAUGAGACUGUUUUGUUAGAAAACUGCAGAUGGAAGUUUGUAAUGAAGCACAUCCAAGCAAGCAAGACAAUAUCCAUUAUUCCGCAAUAUUCUUAGUGCAUAGUGAAGGCUCUGAAAGAGAAGGAUAAUCCACAGCAUUUGACUUGCACCAGUGCAGCCUAACAGCCCCCUAAAUUGUCAGCUCCACCAUCUUCAUGCCCAAAAAUUACAGCUCAUAAAUCCAUGCAUGUGUGGUAGUAUUUGGGCUCUAGUUUGGAUGGGUUCCAAGAGUCUAAAAUUGCAAGAUGCUGAGCGUCUCCUACAAGGUGCUGAGUACCCUCUACACACAGUGACUUCCCUGGAAGUUGAGCCCUUUCUCCACGUCUCCUAUAGGAGUUGAUGGUGCUCAGCACAUCAUAGGAUGAGGUCUGAAAACUAUAACUUCUUAUCAUCAAAAGUACAGUUGGGUGAUGUUCUCAAGAGACUGAGUUAAGAUGUUUUUCUUCAUUUUAACACUAUCUUUUUUGUUUGUUUUUACCCAAUCUCCUAGUAAGAAAGCAGUUAAUUUCUCUGAGCUGUGAGGCAUCUCUCACAGGAGAUGUACCAUAUAGACAGCAUCAAAACUGAGUAGAUUAAUGAAAUGUGUUGCAUUAACAUGAAGUUCAAUGUAAGAUCACAAAUUGCAUUGCAUACCUUGGAAUGUCUUAAAUAAAAUGCCGUUUUUAUAUCCAUCUAUUUGCAUUGCCAGAAAGGACCAUUAGAUCAUGGAGUCUGACCUCUUGCAUAGCACAGGCCAUUACAUUCCACACAGGUAUCCCUGCACUAAGCCCAAUAACUUGUGUUUGCCUAAAGCAUAAUUUCCAGAAAGGCCUCCUGUCUAUAUUGGAAGUCAUCCAGAGAAGGAGAACCCCCUCCCCACUGCUCUUGGUAGCUUGUUCCAAUGAUUAAUCACCCCCAUUGUUUAAAAAAUUGUGCCUAAUAUCUACUUUGAUUUUGUCUGAUUUCCUCUUCCAGCCAGUCAUGGGUUCUUGUUAUGCUUUUCUCCCCUAGAUUAAAGACCUUUCUCAAUACCCCUAUUUUCUCUCUGUCAAGUUACUCAUGUAACAAAGUAGCAUUCACCUGUAAUCAAGUCGCAUCUCAAUCUUCUUUCUGAUGAGAUAAACAGAUUUAUCUAUUUAAGUCUCUCAUUGUACAGCAUUUUCUCCAGCCUCUGAAUCAUUUUUGUGGCUCUUUUCUGCACCCCCUCAGAGUUUUCCAGCAUCCCAUUCAGUGAUGAGUCUCUCUACUUUUUUGAGAUCUGUCAGUUAGCCAGUUACUAAUCCAUUUAAUGUGAGCUUUAUUGAUAGUUAAGGCUACA
Messenger RNA from Chelonoidis abingdonii (Abingdon island giant tortoise), 1854 nucleotides. It is a transcript of the gene PFN4, whose product is annotated as profilin family member 4. Gene Ontology annotation, molecular function: actin monomer binding. Gene Ontology annotation, cellular component: cell cortex. The record is from RefSeq and is a predicted model, not a curated record. Lineage: Eukaryota; Metazoa; Chordata; Testudines; Testudinidae.